AGCUUCGAGAACCAUUACAAUAGCACCCAUCGCAAUAUAUGCAACCAUUGUAGAAGAAAUUUUCCAUCAUCUCGAUUUCUCGAGAUCCAUGUACUAGAAUCGCAUGACACUCUAUUUGAAAUGUUAUGUCAAAAACAAAAUAUGUAUGAGUGCUUGGUGGACGGGUGUCAGGAAAAAUUUGCUACAAGUGAUAUUCGAUUGAAACAUUUAAUAACAGUCCAUCAAUAUCCAAAAAAUUUUCGAUUUGCUACCAAGCUAACAACAAAGAAAAAGCAACUGUACGCUAUCCGUAGCACCUAUUAA
This is a messenger RNA of Trichoplax adhaerens, 303 nucleotides long. RefSeq lists its product as uncharacterized. NCBI's taxonomy places the organism in Eukaryota, Metazoa, Placozoa, Uniplacotomia, Trichoplacea, Trichoplacidae. The record is from RefSeq and is a predicted model, not a curated record. The transcript has 2 exons. The annotation marks the transcript as partial.